This is a messenger RNA of Racocetra fulgida, 693 nucleotides long. The record is from the annotation of a GenBank genome assembly. Lineage: Eukaryota; Fungi; Glomeromycota; Glomeromycetes; Diversisporales; Gigasporaceae.
AUGCCAGUAGAAAAUGAAAAAUUCAAAUUUACUUAUGAUUGGUUUAGUUAUAACAUUCAUAGUUGGAAAAAACAUUUAUUCCAACUUAAAAACGAAAAAAUUAAUGUUCUCGAAAUUGGAGCUUUUGAAGGAAGAGCAACGGUUUGGAUUUUAGAAGAAUUGUUUAAAAAUCCUGAAUCAAAAUUGAUUUCAAUCGAUCCAUUCGAUGAUGUUCUUGUAGAUUAUAAAGUAAACGUUAAAAGUUAUGAAGCAACAUUUUAUGAAAAUAUCAAAAUGACUGGCAAAGAGAAACAAAUUGAGGUUAUGAAGAGUACUUCUUUUGAAGCACUUACCAAAUUAAACCAUGAAUCAAAGAUUAAAUUUGAUUUUAUUUACAUUGAUGGUUGUCAUGUUGCUUCUAAUGUAUUGGCGGAUGCUGUAUUAGCAUGGAGUCUCUUAAAGGAUGGUGGAAUUAUGAUUUUAGAUGAUUACGAAUGGGAUCGAUAUAAAGAAGAAUAUAAUAAUCCAAAGAUAGCAAUUGACACGUUUAUUAAAUGUUAUGAACCACAAACAGAAGUAGUUCAUAAAGGCUACCAAGUAAUUAUUAAAAAAGUUAUUAGAGAAAGAAAACAAAGUGAAAUAGAUGAUUUUCCGGGACACAUGAAACAAACGAUUAUGAAGUUUUAUGGAAUAAAUGAUUAUGAAGUUUUAUAA